Messenger RNA from Cynara cardunculus var. scolymus (artichoke), 3348 nucleotides. RefSeq names its product pentatricopeptide repeat-containing protein At3g63370, chloroplastic. The record is from RefSeq and is a predicted model, not a curated record. Lineage: Eukaryota; Viridiplantae; Streptophyta; Magnoliopsida; Asterales; Asteraceae. Bases 1 to 2826 code for a protein of 941 amino acids. Gene Ontology annotation, molecular function: protein binding; RNA binding; zinc ion binding. The transcript has a single exon. Gene Ontology annotation, biological process: RNA modification.
AUGGCUACUCUAUUGACGACUGUAAAAGCUCCCAUUUUAGGGGAAAAUGGUGAUCAUAGUAUCCAAUCUGUUCGCAAUUUCUCUCGUAGUUCCAUUAACACGCAUCCACGAACCCUAAAGGAAGCUUUUGGUUCGCUUACAAGCAGUCUCAUUGACCAAGACACACGUUAUAACAAUUGUUUGGAUGAUGCUUAUUCGUUAGUUCUUGAGCGCUGUUCCACAAAUGAAUCUUUGUUACAAGUUAAGCAAGUUCAUGCCCAUGUCUUGAAGUCUAGAUUUGUACAUGAUAGGAGGUUUUUAAGUACUAAGCUUGUGUUUGCCUAUGGGAAAUCUGGGUCCAUACUGGAUGCUCAGAAAAUGUUUGAUAAAAUGUUUGAAAGAAGUGUUUUCACAUGGAAUGCUUUGAUUGGAGCUCAUAUGACAAAUAGAGAACCUAUUGAGGCUAUUCAAUUGUUUUCUGAUAUGAAUGCGUUGGGAAUUCCUGCUGAUGCUAGUACUUAUACGUCGAUUCUUAAGGCUUGUGGGGAGCUCGAAAAUCGUUGUUAUGGGGUUCAAGUUCAUGGCUUGUCCAUUAAAUUGGGUUUGCUUUGUAAUGUGUAUGUAAGCAAUUCAUUAAUGGGAAUGUAUGCAAAGUGCAAUGAUUCAAAUUCAGCAAUGGUGGUGUUUGAGAGCAUGAGUGAUGAAGCCAAUGUGGUAUCAUGGAAUUCGAUUAUUUCAGCUUAUUCUGCUGCUGGGAAAUCUGCAGAGGCAUUGAAGUUGUUCAGAGAAAUGCAGAUAUCCAGGGUUGUGCCGAACACUUACACUUUUGUUGCCACGCUUCAAGCUUGUGAAGAGCUGUCAUAUAUGGUGUUUGGCAAGGAACUUCAUGCAUUUCUUUUGAAAUCUGAUCUUUAUUUCGAUAUGUUUGUGGCAAACGCAUUGCUUGUUAUGUACACAAAGGGUGGCAAAAUGAAAGAAGCUGCAAGAAUUUUCUAUGCCAUGGAUGAAAAGGAUAGUAUUACAUGGAACUCUUUGCUAUCAGGAUUUGUUCAAAAUGGUCUUUAUGAUGAAGCUGUGGCUGCAUUCCACAGAAUGCAGGUUGUGGGUCAAAAACCUGAUCAAUAUUCGAUUAUAAGCAUGAUAUCAACUGUUGGUCGUUUGGGAAGUUUGUCGAAUGGUCUCGAACUUCAUGCAUAUGCUAUCAAAAAUGGGAUGGACUCUGAUUUGCAGGUCUGUAACACGCUUAUUGAUAUGUAUGCGAAGUGUUGUAAAAUGAACUAUGCAGAUCCCGUUUUCGAGAGGAUACGGUGUAAAGAUGACAUUUCUUGGACGACCAUCAUUGCAGGCUAUGUCCAGAAUGGAUGUCAUUCAAGGGCAUUAUCGUUAUUCCGUGAAGCUCAAAUGAAAGGAAUCGAAAGUGAUUCUGUGUUGAUUUCUAGCAUUCUGCAAGCUUGUAGUGAGUUGAUGUGUCAUUCUGUUGUGAAAGAAAUCCAUAGUCGUAUAAUACGAAAAGGGUUAUAUGAUAUAGUCCUUCAGAAUACACUCACCAAUACGUACGGGAAGUGCGGAUGCAUAGAUUACGCCUCUCGUGUUUUUGAACUUAUUAGUGUAAAAAAUGUUGUUUCUUGGACAAUCAUGAUGUGUUGUCUAGUUCAAAAUGGAUUUUCAAAUGAAGUUUUUGACGUUUUUACGUCCAUGAAAGAAACAGGAAUCGAGCCUGACUCAAUUGCACUCCUCAGCUUACUCUCUGCGGCUGUGGAUUUAUCUGCAUUACGAAAAGGAAAAGAGAUUCAUGGGUACAUAAUACGAAAAGGGUUCAUUCUCCAGGGUCCAAUUUCAAGUUCUCUUGUUGAUAUGUAUGCCUCAUGUGGAGCUUUGAAUGAUUCAUUUAAGGUGUUUAGUUGCAUUCAAGUCAAAGAUUUAGUCUUGUGGACUAGCAUGAUCAAUGCAUACGGAAUGCACGGGCUCGGAAAGGAAGCGGUUCGCUUAUUUAACCAAAUGGUGGCCGAGAAUGUUCUUCCUGAUCAUGUAAGUUUCUUGGCAAUUCUUUAUGCUUGUAGCCAUUCAUCAUUGAUUAAUGAAGGAAAAUCCUUUUUCAAAUCGAUGGUACAUGAUUACGCUCUGGAUCCAUGGCAAGAGCACUUUACUUGUAUGGUUGAUCUUCUUGGUCGUGCAAACAACUUAGAAGAAGCAUUCAUGUUCGUUAGAAACAUGGAAACGAACCCAAAUGUUGCUAUUUGGCGUUCGCUUCUUGGUGCAUGCAAGAUGCACUCUAACUUAGAAUUAGGCAACUUUGCAGCCAAAAAACUUCUUGAAUUAGAUUCAGAGAAGAUGAAGAACUUUGUUCUUGUAUCAAAUUUCUAUGCGUUGUGUGGCCGAUGGGAUGAUGUUGAUUACUUAAGAACUAAAAUGAGGCAACAGGGUUUGAAGAAAGAUCCCGGUUGUAGCUGGAUUGAGAUUGGGAACAAGAUUCAUGUUUUUACUGUUAGGGACAAGUCUCAUCCAGAAUCCGAUGAGAUUUACAACAAAUUAGCUCAAAUUAACGAUACCAUUAAGAGGAAAGGAGGCUAUGUAGCUGAAACUAAGUACAUUUUGCACGAUAUAGAACAGAAAGACAAAGCAGAAAUGCUUAAUGGGCACAGUGAAAGACUGGCUAUUGCUUAUGGAUUACUUAAAACCACCAAAGGAACGCCAAUUCGUAUCACAAAGAACCUUCGUGUGUGUGACGAUUGUCAUACUUUCAGCAAGCUUGUUUCAGAGUAUUUUGAACAAGAAAUUAUCGUUAGAGAUGCUAACAGAUUCCAUCAUUUUGGCUUCGGAGUAUGCUCUUGUGGAGACUUUUGGUAAACAAAUCGCAAUACCAUAGGGGUCUUUUAGUCACUCGUUUGUGGUUAUCACUGCGAUAUAAGGAACUGAUCUCGUUACAUAAGAUCAAUGGACGAUUUCGCUUCUUUUUGGUCCUUGAAACUCUUAAAGAAGCUAACCCAAAGUGGCAAGAUUCUUCAAGAAGUUACAACCUAAGCCAUGGAUUUGAAUCUUUUUACACUAUGGUUCAGGUUUGUUCUUUCAAGACUGGUGAAUUAGCAACAAAUAGCACUAACCAUACAUUUUACACUUCUCAGGCCCUACAAAUUUAUUGGGUUCCUCCUGUUUGGUUGCGGUUAUGUGUUAUUUUAGGUACAUCCAAAGUGAUGACAUGAUCUUGUUAUGGGGUGUGUCAUAUGAAGUUGCAAAAGGCCCAUUUGUGACAAUCCCGAUAGGUACAUUACUUACUAUUACAACGGGAUCUGGAGGGUAAGAUAUGUGCAGUCCUGACAUCUACUACUUUAAAAAGGUACAUUACUUAAGAGGUUGUUUGGUUGGUUUUUC